Molecule: messenger RNA, 1617 nt
Organism: Baudoinia panamericana UAMH 10762
Lineage: Eukaryota; Fungi; Ascomycota; Dothideomycetes; Mycosphaerellales; Teratosphaeriaceae
Exons: 1
Coding region: 246-1250 (334 amino acids)
Source: RefSeq, a predicted model, not a curated record
CGCCCGCCUUACGGCGCCCUGAGCUGGAUCCCAAGGCUUGAGGUGUGCCUGUCUUCCAUUAACGUGAAGUGAUAGUGUCACUAACAGAUAAUGUCCCCGUGCUGGCCCACGCACGAGGUGUUCGGCUUGCAAUGUGCGGCAGUCACACGUCUGGAUGUCGCUACACGUGUUAGCAGCCUUUCACCACAUUCCUGCGUCACCGGUCACAUGUCACGAAGCAGCCGUGUUCAACACGUGUGACUGACAUGCAUCACUUCGGUGGCGGCCUCCGUCACUGCUUGGAAAGCUCGCUGUCACAAGUCAGAACCACACGCUGGACGAUGCCCGCUGCAGUAACUCUGAAACUCAGAGUGUUCGUCAAGGACUCAAUCGGCAGCAAGAUGGAAGCGGAAGUAACCUCGGACAGUCAGGUCGAGGUAGCCAACCACACUCCGUAUGAAGAUCAAAUGGUCACCGACUCCGCCUUACCCUCGACGUCUGACGGCAUGAUCACACUCGAACAGCUCAGCACGAUGAGCUUCGACGAGCGCCAGGACAAGUACUGGGAAUGUUUCCACGAGCUGGAUGCUGUACCGAUCGAGAAGCUUGCGAUACCCGACUUGUGCCACGAGUACCCUCCCUUUGGCGACGAGAUCUUCGCUGCUUACCUUCGCUAUACCACUUUCAGCUGCAAGACAUGGGUCAACUACGAUGCCACGGCCUGCAUGUUUUACGUGGAUGAACAACGUCUUAAAACUUGCGGCAAACUGAGAAUUUCCGCUAUCGCCAUGCAGCACUUGCUCGAAACGAACCUGGACAGGGCGCCUUUGCCCACCGUCCGUUUCGAUGUCGGCACGCCAUUCCGUAGUCUCGCCUACCUCACGCUUGAGGUUCGCAUGACCCCGAACGGGCCAGCAAUCGACCCUUACGUCCACAUUCUUACCGGCAACAACAAUGGCAAGCAUGAUGCUUUCUUUCAGCACCUUGACACCAAGACGAAGCAAUUGCAGGAAGGCAAGUUCAACGCCCUUGAUGGCAAGGAAGGAUUCGUACUUGCGGACCUUCAGCGUCUAGUUGCCUGGCUAGUGGCCAAGCCAGAUAAGGGGGAGAGAGACGCUCGAGAUAGACAUUGCAAGGGUUGGGGCGCCUUUCAAGGAUCAUUGGCAGUGGAGCCGAGAUGGAAUGGCUGGAGAUGGGUCGACUUUGGCGGUAACCGUGGCUUCCAGGCGCAUCUAAGUGACACAAAGCCCAAGAGGCUCACGCUCUCCUAGAAUGACGGCAGGGGGUCACUUUGGCUACGCGAGCUUCGGCUUGAGGGGCGAUGUGUAGCUCGCGCAGUGGCCGCGACGAUGAGGCGAUGGCGAUGGGUCACCGGAAUGCAAGCCAUCCAGACGGACAGGUAGGCGCUUCGAGCGCAGCGCGGCCGCUUGGAAAAACGUUGGUCUUCAUGCGCAGUGUUGGCGCGGGUAGGAUCGCACGCAGCGCAUGUGUUUACGUUGAUAAGCCUUUCAGGCAUAAGCUACGCUUCUUUGGGUCGUAACAUGUCGUUGCUUAUGAUGUUGAAAGCACGGCUUGAAUAUCUUGCCCCGCUUCCAGCUUUCUGUCUUGAAGGAAGGUUUGUAUAUAUUAUUUGGCAAC